AUGCCCAAAACACAAGAUGCCAAAUCUGCUCACACAUUCAAGGACCUUUCAAAUCUUGAGAAAGGAAUGAUUAUUGGUCAACACCUUUGGAAUCAGUACCGUUUCCAUUUCCGCUCAACAGAAUCUAAUCAAACGCAAUCCAGUAAAAGCCCAACCUCGAGCUUCGCAUCCAAAAAAAAAGCCAGCCGACCUUUGGUAAAAAGUAAAAAGCCAAUUAUAGCAGAACCAGAGGAGAUUGUAGCAAGAUCAAAGAAAACUGAUUAUAAAAACACUAUUGGGAGACACUUGGACCAUAUAAACAUGCGUUAUUCUGUUGUUCAAGGAAAGCCUUUUAUCGACCCAAAAUACAUUGCCCGUCACCUCAAAUUGCUGAAAAAUCUGAAGAACUAUGAGCUUUGGUGUAAAAGUGUUGUCUGGGCUGAUGAAUGCAGAUGUCACAUUUACCAAAGAAAUGGAAAAAACCAUAUCUGUCUUGAAUCCGAUGUAUACUAUUCUGUAUUCCCAACUUUAGAUCCAAGCCAGAUUAUAGCUACCGUUGUGGUUUGGGGAUGUAUCUGGCCUGGAGGUAUGGGACCACUAUUUACGCUCAAGGACAACAUGACUCCCGAGGAGCGGUCGGAUUUCUUAUUAGAAAAGUUCUUGGAGUUCUAUGAGACUCUUCCUGGUGUUUGCAGAGGUGGCUGCCCAUACAUACGAGAUAAGGCUGCACUACCCGAGGAUGAACCCACCAACAAGAAAAAAGGGGUUGGAUUUGAGAUUUUGGAAUGGCCAGAAAAUGGUCCUGCUUUUACUCCACUCGAGUACUUAUGGAACUACAUGUCCGAUAACCUUCUAUUAAUGACUGCUAGUCCUAAUACCCCAGAGGAGCUAGAAAAAACCUUACACGAAGAAUGGAACAAUAUUGAUGCAGGCAUUUGUAAGAAAUUUUACGGGAAGACGAAAAGGAAGCUGGCUACUAUUAGAGCUGAUAAGACUUCACGCUUUCGAUAA
Molecule: messenger RNA, 990 nt
Organism: Phycomyces blakesleeanus NRRL 1555(-)
Lineage: Eukaryota; Fungi; Mucoromycota; Mucoromycetes; Mucorales; Phycomycetaceae
Exons: 2
Coding region: 1-990 (329 amino acids)
Molecular function (GO): nucleic acid binding
Source: RefSeq, a predicted model, not a curated record